UGAACGUGUUCAUGAGAGGUGUGAACUUGCACAACACUGGACAUGGAGCAUGCCUAUAAGACAUGCGCGCCGUAUACAAACUCAAACUCAGCAGCAGAAGACGACGACGAACAACAACACAACAAGAACAGAAUCACGAUCAAGAUGGCAAACACAAAUAAUCUGUUGAUUUGGAGCGAUGACGAGGUGGGACUCUUGUUGCAAAUCAGCCUGGAUUACAAAUGUGAUAAAUUACAGAAGGGUAUCGACUGGGAGACCUGUAAAUCCAAAUAUGUGGAUAUAACUGGCUUGUUUGAAGAGCAAUAUCCAAUGGGCUCAACUGGGAAGAAUUUCCCUCACAACAAAGACUCUUUGCUUUACUUUAUAGCUAAAGGGCAGGUCACAACGAAGCUUAAAAACGUCAAAAGGAAUUAUAGGAGGGCUGUGUACGAUGGCCGUCGAAGUGCCAAUGGGCACGUAGUCUUAUAUUUCAAGCUAUGCGAGCAGCUUUGGGGUGGCUCGCCUGCUACGCAGGGCAACGACAUCGGCAUCGAGACAGAUGACCUGGAAGACUCCUCUGCAGAGAUCGCCGAGUCUGAACAUGAACGUUCAGAUCUUCCACCUAGAGUUGUAAAGCAGCGUUUGGAUUUGCUCCAGGCAAGGUUGAACAGCCACAGAGGGAAAAGGCCUAAGAGGAAGUUUCCGGGUGAGCAGGAGGGUCGUAAAAUGAAGAGGCGGAUGUUGGACAUAAUGGAGGCCAACGUGUUGGCCACCAUAAUCAACUGUGUAAAGUUGGCUCAAAUGAAUACCAGGAUGGAUGAAAUAACAAAAUCUAUUAAGGAUGGCUUCUCCCUGAUUUGUCAGGUAUUUCAAGAGCUUGAUGUGAGUAACUUUGCACCACCCCCCCAGAGCAGCAGCCACAGCACACUAUAUAGUUAAUUCCUGUGUGUGUGUGAUACUUGGACAGUUUUUGCAUUUGCACAAUAAAACAAAAGUACUAGAA
Messenger RNA from Clupea harengus (Atlantic herring), 982 nucleotides. RefSeq lists its product as uncharacterized. The transcript is spliced from 2 exons. The record is from RefSeq and is a predicted model, not a curated record. NCBI's taxonomy places the organism in Eukaryota, Metazoa, Chordata, Actinopteri, Clupeiformes, Clupeidae. The coding region runs from base 43 to 918 and encodes 291 amino acids.